AUUCAGAAGACAAUCCCCAGACAUUACUUUUCUCUGCAACUUGCCCGCAUUGGGUUUAUGAUGUAGCAAAGAAGUAUAUGAAAUCCAAAUACGAGCAAAUUGAUCUUAUUGGAAAGAGGACUAAAAAGACUGCUAUGACUGUAGAACAUUUGGCUAUUGAGUGUCACUGGUCCCAAAGAGCAGCAGUCAUUGGAGAUGUUAUUCAGGUCUACAGCGGUAGUCAUGGACGGACUAUCAUCUUUUGUGAGACAAAAAAGGAAGCAACUGAACUGGCUCUCAAUGCCUCAAUAAAACAGGAUGCACAGUCUUUACAUGGUGACAUUCCACAGAAGCAAAGAGAAGUCACACUGAAAGGCUUUCGAAAUGGAUCAUUUGGAGUUCUGGUGGCAACUAAUGUAGCUGCCCGUGGUUUAGAUAUCCCAGAGGUUGAUCUGGUAAUCCAGAGUUCACCACCAAAA
Messenger RNA from Gekko japonicus, 458 nucleotides. RefSeq names its product nucleolar RNA helicase 2-like. The transcript has 3 exons. The record is from RefSeq and is a predicted model, not a curated record. NCBI's taxonomy places the organism in Eukaryota, Metazoa, Chordata, Lepidosauria, Squamata, Gekkonidae. Gene Ontology annotation, molecular function: RNA helicase activity; RNA binding. The annotation marks the transcript as partial.